Messenger RNA from Dissoconium aciculare CBS 342.82, 910 nucleotides. RefSeq lists its product as uncharacterized. NCBI's taxonomy places the organism in Eukaryota, Fungi, Ascomycota, Dothideomycetes, Mycosphaerellales, Dissoconiaceae. The record is from RefSeq and is a predicted model, not a curated record. The transcript has 3 exons. The coding region runs from base 128 to 454 and encodes 108 amino acids.
CAACAAUCCAUCCAUCCAUCCAUCUCAACGACAACAACAUCCAACAAAGCCUUCAACCUCCAUUCCCUCCUCCCAAAUCUUCAACGCUCUCCCAACAACAACACAAACCACCACCACCACCACAAACAUGUCUGCCGCCCGCACCAUGAGCCUCUUCCGCGGCGUCGCCAUGCCCUCGUCCGCCCGCGCCGUCCGCACCUUCCACUCCUGCAAGGCCCUCUCCGUCGGCAAGGAGAGCGAAGUCCACAACGAGAACCGCGCCGAGGAGGCCGAGGCCGCCAAGCAGCAGCAGCUGAAGGCGCAGAAGGAGGGCAAGGGCGAGUGGAAAGACACGCUGGCCUCGGACAGCGAGAGCAUCGUCAAAGCCGACCGCGGCGAAGUCAAGGCCGACAAGUCCACCAUCGAGGCCCUGCAGAAGGAAUCCGCCAAAGCCGCCCAACAGGAGCGCAAGUAGAGGGGGACAUUCCUUUCCUCUCCUCUCCUCUCCUCCACGGUCCGGUCCGGUCUCGCGAUUGAGACUUGUAUGAUCCGACUCGGGCAUGUGAGAGAUAAUAAACAAAAGCGGUACGAUGUCUUUUUUCUGCACCUUUGAUAUGGAGCAUGGGUUCCAGCGGGAGGAUGCGGUCCGAUGACGGAGGACGACGGGUCGAAAAGCACGGUGGUCGUUCACCUGGCGGGUUAUGUACACCACUGGCUACCUCCAGGAGGCAACAUCACGGGCUUUUGAGCCCCCCUUUCCACCCGGAAGGGGAGGAGGCCAGUUCCCCCCGACGGCUCGUGUCGUCCAUGUAUUAUAUAUAUCCAUCGGGGCGCCGACGAUCCUCCAGUUCAAUUGAGGACUAGGGGGAUGGAAUGUAGCAUAGGGAGGAAAGCAAAGCAGAGCCAAAAAGCGAUAACAUUGAAGAAAAAA